Molecule: messenger RNA, 1770 nt
Organism: Cydia pomonella (codling moth)
Lineage: Eukaryota; Metazoa; Arthropoda; Insecta; Lepidoptera; Tortricidae
Exons: 2
Coding region: 1-1770 (589 amino acids)
Source: RefSeq, a predicted model, not a curated record
AUGGAUGAAGAGAAACACAAGCUAACAGCAGAAGAGAUCAAAGUAGAAGAAAUAUAUGAGAAAACUACCACUAGAGACGAAGACGGACGUUACAUAGUAGAUCUGCCAAUGAAACACGAGCCACCAGUUCUUCCAUCUAACAGCCGAGAGAUUGCACUGAAGCGCUGGAAGUCUACAGAGAACAGACUUAAAAGUAAACCUCACCUAUUAGAAGAAUACAACAAAGUUCUAGAAGAGUACAUGACGCUAAACCACAUGAAGAAAAUAGAAACCAAAGAUGAAGAAGAAAAUGGCGUGUGGCUCCCCCAUCACGCUGUGAUUAAAUUGGAGCGAGAAACGAGCAAAUUAAGGGUAGUCUAUGAUGCUUCAUGCAAGGGAAGCAACGGGGUAUCCUUGAAUGACGAGUUAUUAAUCGGACCCCCAUUGUUAGAAGAUCUACGAGUCAUUCUCAUUAGAUGGAGAACAUACAAGAUAGCAUUUGUUGCCGACGUGGAGAAGAUGUAUAGACAGAUACGAGUAAAAGAUGAACACACAAAUUACCAGAGAAUUGUAUGGAGACCAGAUCCAAAGGGACCCAUUGAAGACUUCAAACUCUUAACUGUUACAUUCGGAACAUCCUGUGCGCCUUAUCUGGCAAUAAAAACUUUAAGGCAAACAGCAAAGGAUGAAGGAUCGGACUACCCAGAAGCUCAGAAGAUGAUACUACGAGAUUUCUAUAUGGAUGAUUUGCUCUCAGGUACAGACGAAGAAAAAGAGGCUAUAGAAAUUCAAAAACAAGUUACACAGAUUUUAAUUUCUGGAGGAUUCACACUAAAGAAGUGGUGUUCGAAUAGCGAAGAGUUUAUGACAGCAUUAGACAAGCAAGAAAAGAGAGAAGAAACGCAGACAGUCGAAAUAAAACGCAAAGAGAGCGUGAAAACAUUAGGUAUAAUAUGGGAAGUUAAGGAAGAUAAGUUGUUCAUACCUAAUCAUAUCAAAGAUUCCCAUGACACACCUAUGACUAAAAGAAGCGUUUUAUCUGAGAUAGCAUCAAUAUUCGACCCAAUGGGAUGGAUCGCUCCAAGUGUCAUACUAGCAAAGAUAUUUAUGCAAGUUUUGUGGAAAAAAGGCAUUUCGUGGGAUGAAGAACUUCCGGCAGAACUACAAAAAGAGUGGUCACAGUAUAAGAGAGAACUGCCAGCUUUGAAAGGUGUCAGCUUAGAUCGAUGGAUGCACACUACGAGUAAAUCAACUCUUGAACUGCAUGGAUAUGCAGACGCUUCAGCAUUAGCUUAUGCGGCAGUUAUAUACUCGAGAGUUAUAGACGAAGAAGGAGAAAUUAAAGUAUUCCUCGUGACAGCAAAAACAAAAAUCUCGCCGAUUAGAAAAGUUUCCUUACCCCGUUUGGAAUUACUGGCUGCUACAUUAUUGAGUAAACUUUUGAAACAAGUAGCUGAGUCACUACAUGUGCAUCUUGACAACGUAUACGCUUAUUCAGAUAGUCAAGUGACUUUGGCUUGGAUACACGGAGAUCCAAUGAAAUGGAAGCCUUUUGUAAAGAAUAGAGUCAUAGAAAUCACGCAGAUACUCGAUGCUAAUCACUGGUUCUAUGUAAACACUAAGCAAAAUCCUGCUGAUCCUGCUUCAAGAGGAGUUAUGCCUUCCAAACUAAUGUCCACAGAGAUAUGGUGGAACGGAUCUGCAAUGCUGAAAGAGAAAGAAAUAAGAUUAGAAAAAGGAACUCCACUAGAUACAGCAAUAGAAAAUAGAAAGAAUAUAGUGUCUCUGUAA